AUGACAGCUGGGGAAGGGUUGCAUACUGCUUUGAAAUGCUCCUGUUUAGCAUUUCUGGUAAUCCAUUCCAGAGAGCAUUGUUUGACGGUCAUCCUGUGCGAUGCAGAUCAGCAGGAUUCCUCCGAUUUGGAGUUUUGGCGUAGUGAAAGCUGGGUACAACUCUGGAGUGGUCAGCCCUUGAAUUUGCCGCCUCCUGGCAGUGCUGCUGACUUGGUGCGCCGUGCUUUGCUGCCUGGCUCCAAAGUCGACUUCCCACAGAUCACUGAGAUUUGUGAUCUUGUUGGAGGCAGCUUUCCGCAGGAAGGUCCAGAGGCAAUCAAAGUUCUUGUGACGGCAAUGCGGGACAAGGAGAGUUUGCGCUUGCAGGACGUUCCAUUUCGAAAGAAGCUGAAGGCAUUGACCAUCACAAACGAUUCUUGGCAGAUCAGUAUCUACAGCACCACCAAGAAUCGUUGGUUUCUUUGUCACAAAGAGUUUUUGAGUAGCAAGAUCUUCAUUUGCUGGGCAAGUGCCAAAAAGGUGCCAGGAAGGCCCCAGCAUGCUGCAAAAAUCAAAUCACUUCGAAAUCAUUUCACUUGA
Molecule: messenger RNA, 579 nt
Organism: Cladocopium goreaui
Lineage: Eukaryota; Dinophyceae; Suessiales; Symbiodiniaceae
Source: the annotation of a GenBank genome assembly